UGCUCCGAUCUGCCUGUUGCUUGGUCCACCACCCCUGGAGUUCUUGCCACCUCCUCCAUCUGCACCAGCUCUAUUUUGCACUGCAGUCAAGAAUCCACCCGGCAGCCCCCUCGCUUUCUGCCAGAACUCGCCUAGAUCCUUAGUCUAGGCUCUCACCCCACCCCACCCCCAGCGAAGGGAUCCUAGCGAGUCACCUACGGAAGGAAGGGGUGCGAGGGGCGGAGCGCGUGCCCCAAAGGAAGAGACCGCUCCCCUCUGCAGAGCCGCCCCUGUGCCAGGAGUCUGCAGCCUAGCGGUUAACCUUGAGCCCUUGCAGUGAGCGGCUCUCGCGGGCGGUAGCUUAGGAGGGGGCAGGGGACCUGGAAACCGCUGCGCCGGCUGACCUGCCCCGCGCAAGACCGGAGUGCGCGCCUGGCCCCCGACGCGGCAGAACGCGGCCAUCUCGACCUGCAAGGGCCCCCGAGACCUCCCCACCAGUCCCAGGACGUCAGGAAGUGGCCUCCACGGCCACUGCCCGGAGCGUGGAAAUUGGACCGGGCGGGAACGAGGCCCCAGAAACCUGAAGCGCAGGGCAGUGUGGGGCUCUGGCGGGAGCCGGUGGGAAGGUUAAGGAAGUGACGAUUGAGGAGGCGCCAUCUUCAUGGAGGAGGCAGCGCCGGCCGUGGUGAAGCAACAGGCGGUGGAGAAGCAGCUGGAGGGGGAGAAGUUGGAGGUGUGUGUAGAGGGCCAGGAGGACCGGGUGCCUCUGCACCUUGAGGGCCUAAUUGUGGGCCCACUGGAGGGCAUUCAUUGGCAGCUGGAAGCCAUGAGUGACCAGACUGACAGGUCUAGUAGGUUUGGGAGGGUGCGCUGGCUGCACUUAGAUCGUAGGAACUUCACCAUCCAAAAUACUCCGGGCUUUUGGGUCACUGCCUUCCUGAACCACCCGCAGCUCGGCAACCAUGAUCAGCCCCCAGAUGAAGAUGGGCUCUGCUACCUGAUGAACUUGGUGAGGGAGCUCUGGCACACCAGGACAGGUUGCAAGUACAAGUUCCGCUUUUGGAGCAACCCCUACUUCCGAAACAAGGCGAUGGUGAAGGAGGAUGAAUGUAGAUCCUCAGGCCCUGUGGUGUCAGUUGCAACUAUCAGAUGGCACAGGGCUAGGAACCCCUGCCGUGAUACAGCAGAACCUCAACACAGUCUGAAGCUUCUUAUACUAGUUUUUAUAGCACAGCUUCCCAGAGACUGCAGGGUUGCCCAGAUCAUUAAAGAUGACCUGUGGCCAAACCUCCUUCAGUACUACUUACUGGGGUGUAGGGCCUCGAACCAGGUGAGGCUUAGGAAGGGGUCCCACAAAGGCCUCUCCUAGGCCCUACAGGUUCCAUUCUGGCUAAGGUCCUGCCCUGGGAUAUGGCACCUACAUAAGACUCCUUUCUGCUUCCUGUGGACCCGAGCUUAGUCCAGCAAUGGGCACUCUGCUAUUUGCCUUCUCUUUUGUGCCCUUUGGCUCCUUGCGAUGUUCAGUGCACUCAGAUAAGAUUGUGGCUUACGUGACCAAUGUGUUGUUUCCAUGUGAACUUAAUGCUAUCCCAUGUCAGCAUCACAUGUCUGUCACACACUAUUGUAUUUAGAACAGGCACCCAAUUUUGUGCACUUGUACUGUCAUUAUCGUCACGGCCCGGACCUAUCUGUGACUUAGCCUUCCCGCCCAUGCAUCUGGGCAGGUGCUCAAGGCAGGGCAAAGAUGGGAUCCCUUCCAGCAGUUCACUUUCCUGAGCUCUGUUGCUAGACACACAGGAUCCAGUCCCUUUGCCGUUUCCUCCUGUCUGUUUUUGGGCUUCAGGUUGUAGGUGAUGGAGGGGGCUUCUGGCCAUGUGGGCUGUCUAUACUGGCCCAGAUAUUAUACUGUUUGUCAUUAAAGUGUCAGUUCAGAAACAAAAUAACUGCAAAAAUAAGGGUUUUGCAGAUAUCGAAGGAGUUAGACUUUCCUGAAUUCACCUCUAUCUCCAGAGGGUGAGAGCUUGUCUAUAGGCUGUCAGCAGUCUUUGCCCCCUUUGCUCCUUUGCCCUGCCCCCUUUAGCAAGGCCUAGAAUCUUCAAAGUGGGGGACAGUGCAAGGCUACUGAAGAGACACCAGGAAAUCCCCAAGGGUUGGAUAGUUAAUCAUUUCAUUUUAUGCUGUGUUCUUUUGGAGGAACUUUAGCCCUAACUGUUCUCCCUCCUCCAGGUCUACACUACUUGCCCCCGUGGAUUGUGCGUUCUUGUAGAUACAAGAGCUUAACUGCCCCUCUCUCUCUUAAGUCCCUCCCAAGU
Fukomys damarensis (Damara mole-rat) is the source of this 2291-nucleotide messenger RNA. Its product is annotated as putative testis-specific Y-encoded-like protein 3. Gene Ontology annotation, cellular component: nucleus; chromatin. Gene Ontology annotation, molecular function: chromatin binding; histone binding. The record is from RefSeq and is a predicted model, not a curated record. NCBI's taxonomy places the organism in Eukaryota, Metazoa, Chordata, Mammalia, Rodentia, Bathyergidae. Gene Ontology annotation, biological process: nucleosome assembly.